Messenger RNA from Racocetra fulgida, 674 nucleotides. NCBI's taxonomy places the organism in Eukaryota, Fungi, Glomeromycota, Glomeromycetes, Diversisporales, Gigasporaceae. The record is from the annotation of a GenBank genome assembly.
AUGGAUUUGAUAUUACGGAAGUUAGUAACUUAAUAAGUAAAGCAAAAACAUUAAACAGUUAUAUUGGUGGUAAAGAUAAAUACCGUGAAAGCCUUCGUGAAUUACAAGCUGAAUUAAAUCCGCAGCACCAAGUUAAUCCUCUUUCAAGUGAUACAAGAACUCAUUGGAAUGGAACAAAACUUUCAGACCUUCUCCUAUCAACAGAAGAAUGGAAUUCAAUAGAUGAAUUAGCAAAACUUUUACAUCCUUUCACGCAGGCAACUGAAUAUAUUGGAGGAAGCCAAUAUCCCACUUUAGGAAUGAUGAUUCCUACUCUCAUUAAGCUCUCACGUCAUUUAAGAGAAUUUUAUCCUGCCAUUACUUCACAAACAGUAAAAGCCUGUUGCAAUAAAAUCAAUCAAUCGAUGCUGUCAAGGUGGUCUGAACCAUCGUUUCAUAGUCUAAUAGCCGCCUUUUUGGAUCUGAGAUUCAAACAAAUGAAUUAUGUAACGGCUAGCAAAAAAAGAGAAACCAUUGCUCACCUUUAUUCUUCAUUUGAUACACAGGGACGAUCUACUUUUAUUCAAGAACUCCAACCUUUAAACACUAAUUCCUCUUCUUUUUUUUCUUCUUUUUAUGAUGAUGAUUAUGUUAUUCAAAAUGAACUUAAAAACAUAUCAUUAAUUGAAAAAGAA